AUGCGGCCGAAGCGGUCACCGAGCUCCAAAGCCUCGGAGUUUGUUUCCAACCUCUCGUCCAGAAAGUUGUCGCCACCUGAGAUUAGCGUCCUUGCUAAAGGCCACAACUUCAAUAUGUCGGGUGGUCGACCUCCCUUGGCGAGGAUCGCGGCAGCCGUGGAGGACGGGAUCCGUCAUCUUGAUACCAACGUCCGGGAAUCAGUGAGGCUGAAAGCGAUUGGCAUCCUGGCACAUGGCCUAAUGAAGAAACAGCCGUCCAAUCUGUCCCCGGAGCAAAACCGAGCCCUGCGAGAGCUGCGCGAGGACCCCACAAUUGUAAUCUUGCCUGCGGACAAAGGGAACGCUACUGUCCUUGACCGGCGAGACUACGACCGCAAGGUCCAAGACCACCUUGUUAGUGGCACUUACAGCAAACUUAAGAAGGACCCUACAGCGCAGGUACAGAGAGACCUCAACAAGCUCCUAGGAGACGUAUUCGUGAAACACCCGGAUGCCAGAGCUCUGCACCUUCGUUUGAUGUGCAGAAACGGUAGUGCUCCCGGAUUCUAUGGGCUUCCCAAGACCCACAAGCCCGGUGUUCCCUUGAGGCCGAUUGUGGAUUUCACAUCUUCGCCACUUCGAGCCCUGUCGAGCUUCUUACACAGGAUUCUGGCCCCUCUCGUGGGAAACACGCCGACGCACGUGAAAAAUAGCAGCCAUUUUGUUGAGAUUCUUUCCCCGAUACCGAUUUGCGAAGAUGAAUGCCUCGUGUCAUUCGACGUAGUCUCCCUCUUCACAAGCAUACCUGUCCAAUUAGCAGUGACCACAGCGCGUGAAGUGCUGGAGUGUGACGAAAACCUCGAGGCAAGAACAGGCCUGAGCGUCGACGAGCUGAGCCGCCUUUUGAACUUUUGUCUCAGCAGCACGUACUUCUCCGUCAACGGAGAAUACUACAAACAGCUAACUGGUACUGCAAUGGGGGCAUCUGUGUCUGUAACGGCAGCAAACCUCGUGAUAGAGGCAGUGGAGGGAAGAGCGCUGCAGACGGCCGGCAUCACGCCAAAAAUAUUUUUGCGGUAUGUCAACGACUGUUUCUGUAUCCUAAAAACUUCUGCCGUAGACGCCUUCACAGCCCAUCUGAACUCUAUUGAGCCGGCCAUCCAGUUCACCAUGGAACGGGAAAAAAACAACUGCUUGCAAUUCCUCGAUGUCCUCGUGGAAAAGAUGGGUGGUUUGCUGCACACCGGUCGCUACCUCGACGCUGGCUCCAACCACCCUUUCCACCAUAAAUCAGCGGUGGUAUCGUCACUACUCACACGUGCACGGAGGGUUUGUUCGUCGGAUGAUAAGCGGACGGAUGAAGAACGGAAGAUCAGAUGCGACCUUCUAAAGAACGGCUACUCCAAAGCUUUCAUUGGGAGGGUUGCACGCCGCCACGCCCGCCCCCGCAGACCCCUUCAAGAGGACUCUGACUCGUCGCUUCCCAGGCCUGUCCGCGUCUGCAUUCCCUACGUUAAGGGCACCAGCGAAGCGCUCACACGCGUUUUGUCGGAGCAGGGCAUAAAAGUUGCGCACAAGCCAACUUCCACACUCGGCCGCUUCUUCCCGCGCCCAAAAGACAGACCGCCCAAGGAAAAAGCGCAAGGA
Molecule: messenger RNA, 1626 nt
Organism: Rhipicephalus sanguineus (brown dog tick)
Lineage: Eukaryota; Metazoa; Arthropoda; Arachnida; Ixodida; Ixodidae
Exons: 1
Source: RefSeq, a predicted model, not a curated record